CGUUUUGUACCACUGAUUUUGCUUAUAAGCAAUGCAGUGUGUUGACUUUGAAUGCAUGAAGAAUGGAAAGAUCUUGACAAAUUUACUGCAGCCCAGACUUCACUGUACAAGUCAGCAUCCCCACAGCUAGCUAGCUAGCUAGCUAAGCUCAUUGUUUUUGCAGACAACAAGUUUGCAGCACACGCAGACUUGUAGAUAUGUACAUGGAUUGCUUAUCAGAUGUCGAGCAUCCGAGGGAGGCUAUGUCUGCUGCAGCUGGUCCUAGCAGCAGCAGCUCGGUGUCGAUGUCAGAGCUAGAGACUGAGUCCCAGCAAGGUAGCUCCUCCAACUCGAAUGGAAAUGCCAACAGUGAAAUAGCCCAAGUUGAAAUUGCCCAAGUGGACGCUUCAUCAACCACAUCUUCUUCGGAUAACAUCUCAGCAACUAUUCCACUUCAGCUUAAUUACACACAGGCCCAUGAUCAAGUCACCUGGUUACCCUUGGGGGCAAGUUACAUGCACAACUUUCUGAGCCAAUCUCUCUCUACCAGCUCAGCAUCAUCACCCAAUCAAAAAGAGUUGCUGCACUCCAUGAACAGUGAGACUACAGCACUCUAUAGUAUGGACACCUCAUCACAACUUUCGAUGAUUUCUUCUCCCUCCUCCACCACCACUUCCAGCUCUCCGCCAGGUUCGGCUGCCAUUCUCUGUAGUCCCCCAUCCUCUCUUCAAGCACACCAAGGCAUAUUUGUGGACAUACUCUCGGGACAAGGACAGGCAGGAAGUAGUCAAGCCGAUGAAGAGGAAACCACUCCACAAGUUUGUCUGUGGGAAGGCUGCAAUCAAGAGUUUCAAUCUCUGCCACUACUGGUCUCACAUUUAGACAAGGGACACACACUGGCCAUGUCACAGUAUAUCUGCUACUGGAAAGAUUGUACUCGCAAUUUCAAACCGUUUGAUGCAAGAUACAAACUCAUCACACAUUUGAGAUGUCAUACUGGAGAGAAGCCUUUCAAAUGUGAGCUGCUAAGUUGCAAUCGGUGCUUUUCGAGAUUAGAGAACCUCAAACUGCACGUUCGAACUCACACUGGCGAAAAACCAUACGAGUGUCAUUACGAAGGCUGUGCAAAGCGGUUCAAUAAUACGAGUGACAGAGCAAAACAUAUGAAAACUCAUGUGACGCGAAAACCGUACGCUUGUAAGUAUCCAGGUUGCGAGAAGAGCUAUACGGAUCCAAGCUCAAUGCGAAAACACAUUAAAUACUCACACAAGCUCAAGGAGAGACAAGAGCGUGGUAGCAGCUCGGGAAAUAGCUGCGAAGCUAUGACAUCAAUGAUUGAUGCAAGCAGUAUUGUACCCUUCGAAGCAUCCUCAAGCUCAGGCUCAUCGGCAAGAACUCCAUCACUCUCUCCUUCCUCCUUUGUGUUCCACAGCCCUACUGGGACACCACUCUCUCCUCCCAUACACUCACCGCACGCCUCUCUGCCUCAAGAGUCGGCAAGGAUUGCCCACUCCUCUGCAAAUCUGAAGAGGAGAUUGAUGAAUGGAACUCAGCUGAUUCCUACUGGACCUGCUAUCAGCAAUCAACCUCAGCUUAUUCCGAUCCCAUUGGUACAGCUACCUGCAGGAUCACCGUACCAAAACCAGCUGCUAGGACUAAUACCUGGAGGCCCUCAAGUGGCCAAGGGAAUGAUAUUGAUGCCAAUGGCUUCUUCAGCAGAGAACUUACAGAGACAGCAUGUGAUUCAAAUCGCUCCUCAACCAACUUCGAUUCAAUCGCCAGUGACAAGCACCAAUGACACUCUCAGUUUGAGGCAGGCCGAACAGAUUAAAGAUACAUCUUCCCAACAAAAUGUUGAGGCUCAACUUCGACAGAAAAUUGCUCGGCUACAGCAAGAACUGUGUCAAACACAAACUCUUCUUGCUCACCAAAAUGCUAUCGCCCACCAGAAUAAACAAAUUCUUCGACCACCAAUGCUACUUCAGCAUGUGCCUCCAAGAAUGGAUCACAUGACAACCCAAACAGUUAUCGCCAGGUCGAAUAAUGGACGUGUGACUCUCUCCAGCACGGCUUCUGAUCGCCCUCUCACACCCCUAUGCACAGGUGUGUCUGUAUCGUCCCUAACCACACCCACUACUACAGGUAGUCCCCAAUUCAUUCCUCUUGUGAACUCACAAGGAUUUCAAUUUUUGUACACACCAUCAAUUCCACAUUCAUCUGUAUAGGGUGAUCGUUUAAUCAAUUGAAUAUCACUUUUUGUAA
Halichondria panicea is the source of this 2241-nucleotide messenger RNA. Its product is annotated as transcriptional activator GLI3-like. Gene Ontology annotation, cellular component: nucleus. Lineage: Eukaryota; Metazoa; Porifera; Demospongiae; Suberitida; Halichondriidae. The record is from RefSeq and is a predicted model, not a curated record. Bases 198 to 2204 code for a protein of 668 amino acids. Gene Ontology annotation, molecular function: DNA-binding transcription factor activity, RNA polymerase II-specific; RNA polymerase II cis-regulatory region sequence-specific DNA binding. The transcript has 4 exons. Gene Ontology annotation, biological process: regulation of transcription by RNA polymerase II.